Stylonychia lemnae is the source of this 5769-nucleotide messenger RNA. The record is from the annotation of a GenBank genome assembly. Lineage: Eukaryota; Ciliophora; Spirotrichea; Sporadotrichida; Oxytrichidae.
AUGUGCAUCAGCCUAUCGUAAAUAUCCAAUUAUUUUUCCUGCCCAUUUACAAUCAUUCUUUAGCCCUCCAAAAAGGUAGGGAAAAACCCAGCAAAAGAUGCAACCCUCCUGCUUGAUUAAUGGAACGAGAGACAUAUAGAAAUCCUCAAGAAUAAAUUUCAGGAGAGUCUAGCUAUAACUCGCGAUAAAAAGAUCAAAAUACAGGGUCUUGACAAAGCUGCUUUCAUGAAAGUCUUUGCAGAUCUCAAAACGUUUCCCAAAGUAAGUUAAUCUCUCAUUUUAUAACUUCAAUGUGCUCAAAUAACUGUCUAGCAAGUGGCUGAGUCAGCAUUUAAGUUGUUUGACAGAGAUCGCUCAGGAUUUAUUGACUUCAGAGAAUUCUGCUGUGGCCUCUCCAUUAUCUGUCUAAGUUCGAACAAUGAAAAGAUUAGAUUCAUAUUCGAUUUAUUCGACCUCGACAGAGAUGGAUACCUGAACAAGGCAGAGCUGAGAACGCUACUUGAAACCUCAGUUAUGAGCUUCAGGAAAUUUUGCCAAGGUCCAGGAGAAUAAAUUGACAAGCAAUGGAUAGAUCACAAUAUCAACUUCAUGUUCAAUUAGUCUAAUCAUCCAUCCUCUUCCAUUACUUCAGUUAGUGAAUCAAGGAUAGAUUUUACGACAUUUAGACAGUGGGCUGAAUCUAACUUAAAUAUGCAUCAUUUGCUGCAUACUUUUGAGCUUGUGCCUACACCAGUCCGAGAAAGGAAGACAAUUAUAGAUAUCUUGUAAAAUUAUGAAAGAAAGCAUGGAGACACAAUGUAUGCACUCAGUUACAGAUGGUGGGAUAUGUGGAAAUCCUAUACAAGUCAGCACUUCUCCACAAUUGACUAGCUUCAAUUCAUUGGCCAGAUUAAGAACAAGGUGUCAGAGGAAAGUGAGACUCCAGAUUUCAUCAAGAAUUUCCUUAAUGCCUAUUAUGAAGAACAAAAAUAAUCUGAUAUUAAUGAGGCUAUCUAGAAAAAUGAACUUGUCGAUUACAAGGAAUAGAUAUUGAAAAGAGAGUAUUCGAAAAUCAAGCUUACUCCAAGGUCAGAGCAUGGCAUUAACCAGUCAAUGUUUGCAGAUAAAUCCAAACUAGGGCUAGAUGAACAGUGCGACCUUGAAAAUAGCAUUAUUAUGGAAUCUGCCAGAAAGAUGAAGAGUCUCAAAGGCCAGAGUCUCUUGAAUAUGAAACUUAAAGAUAAGCUGCACUCAAAGCGUAGCUCUAACUAUAGCAGUUCUUUCCACUAGCGAGAUGAUCUGGUAGAUAAGAAUAAGAAUGAGAUUACUGAUGGCAAAGGCUACCAAAGCAAUCUACAGAACUAUCUCCGUGGCUCCUACAUCUAAACUCAACUAGAUUCCCCAAUAGAAUUGCACAAAAAAGAUGCUAAUAAAUAUAACUCUUAGUCAGUACUCUAACUAAAGAAGGAAAGUUCUAGCAAUGUUGGUAGGAUCAAGCAAAUUUAAGCCAAAAGUGAACAUGAUAAUUCAAUGGUACCUAUCAGUUCAUAGCAAAGUCAAGAUGAUGAAAAUGACAACUUGAGAUUCAGCUAGACAUUUAAGCAGCCUCACUAAGCAGAGAGACCUUAGGAAAUUGAUAACUCAGACAUCGAAGGAGAGCAUCCUGGCCAAUUAAAACCAAACUUGAUACUGCACAGAGACUUUGUCAUAAUCCCAGAAGUUGCUUGGAAAUACUUAUUCCAGUGGUAUGGAGGGGGGCCAUCUUUCCCAAGGAAAGUGCUUAUUAACAAUAGCGUGACAACUAUUGAGUUGUAUCCUCCUCUGGUCACAUCAGUUUUAGCAGGGCCUGACGGGCAUGCUGUCCAAGGCUCGGCAAGAUCUCUUUUUGUGAGUAUCGCUAUGAAGUUAAGCGAAGUAUUUCUAAAGAUAUGCGAGAGCUUCAACUACAUAUCUACAAGAGAUACAAGGCUCUGGUUCAAAGAGGGUGGCAAUGAGUGGAAACUAAUUGAAAAGGAUGAACUUGAGAAGACCUUGGAGGAGUUUAUAGUUAAGGACGGUGAUGUGUUUAUGGUGGAGGUUAAAUUUGGUGAAAAAUGGCCUAGAGACUUCGAGAGCAAUAAUGUCUCUGACAGAGAUUGGAGGAACUUCGAGGUGGGAGAUAAAAUUGAUGUCUUCGAUAAUAACGACUGGAAAAUUGGAAGAGUUGUAAGGGUGUUUAAGGACAAGUUGAAGAUCCACUUGGAAAACGAAAGUUGGAAAAAUGAUCUCAUCAUCCCUAAGGACUCGUAAUGUAUUGAAAGGUAUGGUAAGCAUACAUUUGAGAUGCAUUUCAAGAGUUCAAAUCAGCUGUCAGGAGAAGUUAUACCCUCUGAUGUAGUUGGUCUCGAUAAUAUUGGCAAUACUUGCUAUAUGAAUGCAGUGUUACAAGCUUUAUUCCACACACCAUUAUUGAAGGAAUUUUACCUUUCUAAAUCUUUCAUCAAUCAGAUCAACACCAAGAAGAUAGUUAAGUCGAUAGAGCUAUCAAGCAAUAAUAACAACAACUAUAGUAACAACGACCCUAAGCGAAGCUCAAAUGCCUCAUAAUAGCUAGUAAAUACCAAUCAAUAGUAAAUCUAAUAGCAACAGCAGUAGCAAUAGAUAGUCAGUCUGGCUUAGUCAUUUGGCGAACUCUUCUUAGAGGCUUUCCAAGGCAAGCAGAAAGUUCAGCCUAUUGCCUUCAAAAAGAUUGUAAGUCAGGAGCUGCCAAUGUUUUUCGGUAAUUAGUAGCACGAUAGUUAGGAAUUUCUGAGCUUCCUGCUUGAUAAAAUCAGUGAGGAUAUGAACCGAGUUGAUGACGAUGAUGAGGAUAAUCACGGUAGUGGCAGAGGUUAAUUAAGUCUACACUAAAACUCAAUAGUCUAGUUCCCUGGGUAGACUUAAUACCAGUAGCAACCCAAUCAUGUCAGCAUUGAAGCAAAGUCUAGUAACUAGCUGCUCCCUCAGCUCACACCUAAUAAUAAUAUGAGUUCUAUGCUCUCAGGAAUAGUAACUCCUACCUAGGACUUGCAAACUAUCUAAGACCCUCUAAGAUAGCUGCAAAUGGCUACUCCUUUUGACUAGGACAACAACACAAACAGAAAUAGUCACAGCAACCUUCAAGACGGAGGCACUGGUGGUAUCUAAAUCCUAAUAGAUCAGAGAAGGUCAGUCAACAAUACUCCUAAUUUAGGUUAGAACUUAGAUAUUCAACUAGAUAAUCCUAUAUAUACUCCUACAACUAAAACGGCUAAUAACAGUUCUAUAAAGAUGCAUCAACCAGAAAUUAAUAUAAAGAACGCAAAGCUUUAGUCUCAAGCAUCAAUGAAAAUAGCGAUGACUGCUGGAGAAUAGAUAUAUAAUUCAUUCUUUUAGCCUAUAGUCAGUGGCAACAGAUCCAAUCGGGGUUCUCCCUAAAAGGAUAAGGACUCCAAGAAAGACGACAUGUCUUUAGCCAUUCCUCAGUAAAAUAACUAGUACUCUAAUUUGAGUAAUCACAGAUCUGGCUAGGUGCCAUCACUAGUCAACUUCAAGCAAGGCACCUCACCUUUGCUAUUGAAUCCGAAUAUCUCUGAAGCUGAAAGAAAGGCCAUUGAAGCUUGGGAAAACGAAAUGAAGAUACAGAACUCUGCUAUUUCAGAUCUAUUCGUAGGCCAGCAAUCUACUACUGUUCAAUGCUAAAGCUGUAGAAAUAGAACCUAUGCUUUUGAAAACUUCUACACUCUUAGUCUACCACUUCCAUAUAACUCUAAAGCCAUAUUCUAUAUAACUGUGAUGAAGAGAUCUUCGUAGCAUGUGAUCACCCCUAUUGUUAAGUAUGGAAUCUAAAUUGAUAAGCAUGCUAAAUUGCUUGAUUUAAUAACUGAGAUUGAAUAACUGUCAAGACUAAGUGCCAAUAAGAUGCUGAUUGUGGAAGUAGGCAACAACAAAAUAUAUAGAAUCUAUGAUGAUUACUCUAUCAAUCUGAAUCAAAUAUACAGAAGGACGAAUGAACUAUUUGUCUAUGAGCAUCUGACAAGGAUACAUGACAUCGCCAUUCAGCCUAGGAAAUUACUUCCAUAGAAAGGGCAAAAUAAAUCGUUCAAAACAUUAUCAGAAAUAAAGCAAGGACAGAUUAUAGACGCUCAAGAUUUGUACGGCAAAUGGUAUGUAGGCAUUGUAGUAGAUCGUGAUUUUGACUUCGACAACUAGCAGUAUCAGGUAAAGGUGCAUUUCUACGAAUUCCCAGAACGUUGGGAUGAAUGGUACAAUACUGAAAAGAUAAGCAGAUUAGCACCAUUUGGUAGUCAAGCUGAAGAACCGAAGGAUAAGGUGUAUAGCAUGCCUAUGACUCACAGAAAAGUAGUCGUCAAUGAACACACCAACAGACAAGAGUAUCAGAAUAUAGGUCUGCCCUUCUACAUAUCCUUUGGCACCUGGUAUACUUGGGAGGAAGCAUACAUUGAGAUCAUUAACUAAGCCUGCCGCUAUAUUAAGAAUGAGGAAAAUGAGAACAUAUCUGAGGAUGAUCUUGGUGAGGAGAAGUCAUCAUCCAAGCUCCUUAACUAUGACAGUUCUUAAUUUACUAAGAAAAUGCUGGAUGUGGACAAGAAGGGAAAGCUGAUUCUUGCAUAAGAUGAGCCCUCAAUCAGGAUCCCUAAGACUGUUGAUACUAAGACUACUCCUAAGCCAAUUAGUUCAAAGGAUUUAUUUGAUUCAUCGACACCAACUAAAGAUCUUAAGGAAAAUGAUAUCCAGUUGAUUAUAGAUAAAAGCGCAGGGUCAAGAGCAAUCAAUUCUGCCAAUCAUUCCUAAUCUAUGAAGAGCCAAACAAGCAGGUCUAAGCAAUAAUCUCAAAUCUAAAAGACCUAUAAUGAUGGGAUAAUUUAGACUCUCGGUGAUGAUUUGCUAUCUAGCAAUCGCAGAGGUACCUUUGACGGAAUGAGCUUGAAACGUCUUCCUUUCAAAGUAUGCAUCUUGGAUGGUGACACUCAUCUCUGCAUCCUAUGCCUAUUUAAGAACAAAUAUCUUGAGCCUAAAAGUAAGGAACAGCCAGCUUAAGUAACUUGUCGUGGGUGUGAUAUGUACCAGUCAAGUGAUAAAGUUAAAUGGAUACUUGGCUGCUUCAAGCGUUUCGAGAUCUGCAUUGACUGGGAUGAGCCAACACUUUACAAGACGCCGCUAAUCUCCUCUGACAUGUCUUGUCUAAAACUUCUCCAGCAAGAAAAGGAGAUCAAACUGGGAUUCCCCUUGUGUCAAAGUUUAGACCUUUACACCAAGAAAGAGCAGAUAGAUGACUACCACUGUGACAAUUGCAAGAAAACAACUGUAGCAAUAAUGGAGACUAAAAUCUCUCGCGCUCCUGAUAUUCUGAUCAUUCAUCUGAAGAGAUUCUCCUAUCAAGCAGGCUAUCUGGAGAAGAUAGAGGACUUGGUGACCUUCCCCAUUAACAACCUGGACUUAUCAAACUAUGUGGCUAACUUCAAGAAGAAGAGCAACAUCUAUCAGUAUGAUCUGUAUGCUGUGGUCAAUCACAUUAUGUUCCACACAACUGGUGGCCACUACAACUCCUAUAUCCUUAAUGAAUAGCAGCCUCUCAAUCAGAUAAUGAAUGGCCCAGCUAACAUUGGAAUGAACAAGAAGAUAGAUAUAUGGCUGAAAUGCAAUGACUAGAAUAUAACCAGAAUAGAUAAGCAAGAGAUCAUAUCGAAGGACGCAUACAUUCUGUUCUAUAAGAGAAGAGAGUUCACUGCCUCUAAUAUCAUUAACUUCACCGCUCCUCAUCAGUUUUGA